AUGGCAGACUCGACGACAACCCAACGGGCGGAGGAGCUGGUGACNCAGGCCAGAGCAUGCUUCGAACAACGCCAACUUCAGAAAGCAACCCAACUAGCCAAGGAAGCAGCAUCUCUGGCACCUACGAACCAAAACGUUCAAGCCCUGGUUCAAUCUCUGUCAAAUGCAGAUUCAAAUGGAAGUCAGAUUCUGUCUUUGGUCAAAAGCUAUGUGGAGAAUGGAGACGAGAAAGAUGGCCAAGAAGCUGUCAAAUUGUUGAAGCAACAUGCUGCUGUACCCACCGAUCAGGUUACUGAUGUCGCUCAUUUGCUCUUCGACCAUGAUGGAAAGCCUACAGACAUCAGAGAUCAGUUGACUGGUGCUUUCGUCGUCAACUCUGCCGCAGCACGCAAACAGCUUGCCAGCAGGAUCCAAGUCGGCACAGAAGCAACCCGAUACUUCCGUCUACUCUGGAGACGUGGUGAAUAUAGUUUCAACAGUAUACUACCCGUUCUCUUGGAUGCAGGAGCAUGGCCCAACGCAGACAUACAGACACAAGCCAAACGAGACGCUUUCCUACUUGCCCUAGGCAAACUCCUAGAUCCAGCUCUGGAGCAUGGCGAGUGGAGCAUGACCUUAAUUGCCAGACUGCUCACUAGCAAUGCGCAUGACAUGGCAGGCCUCAUCGACCGCGAUGCCUUUGAGAUUGUCCUCGCGCAGCUGGAUAUCCGUCUCGACGCCAAAAUCAGAGCACAGGCAACACUGGCUGUUGCAAAACUACUGGAAGAAACUUGCGAGGAGGGUGAAGCCAUAUUUAUGGAUUACAUCACCAAUGGUGUCGCCAAAGGACAUAAUGACGAGUUGAUUGUGGCCUUUUCCGCAGCGGCUUCGGUGUUUCCUCUGGUGCCGCAGACUGUGGCUAAAUUGUUCCUCACUCCUGGGUUCUUGGAAGGCUUGGUACCUGUGCUGGAGAGAAACUCGAUGGGACAGAGAAAGUCACACCGCCUCGAACAGGCAGCCAUGGAGUUGAUGAGUGCAGCCUGUGUAGACAAGGCAUGCAGAGAGAGUAUCUCCAAGAUUGCCUACAACUGGCUCGAUGAUGUGGCACAUACGAGUACAGAGGCAGAGGCGGCGAGUAUGGCUGCGUUGGUACUGGCAAAGAUUCCGCCAAAGCCCGAAUCUGAGGAGUCUUCGGUGUCACACGCAGACGACCUUUCAACUCUUCUAGUAAACCUCACACUCAACGCCAGCAGUCCUGCCGAGCAACAGAGCUCGAUAGAAGGUCUUGCAUACACAUCGCUCCAGCCCAAGAUCAAAGCGGACAUCGUGUCCAACUCUGCCCUACUCAAGAAACUGAUCGAACGUCUCAAAUCGACUACGACGGCAGACCCUUGCACCUUUGGCACCUUGACCAUCUUCUCGAACCUGGUCUCAUACCGACCAGCCCAGAGCGAAGAGCAGCAAAAGAUGUCCCAGCUCAAGAACUACGCUGAAGCCAAGAAACAAGAAGAACAAGAUCCCUUGGAUGACGAGAAGCAUGUAACAGCACGCUGCAAGACAGUGCUAGACGCAGACCUCGUGCCCGUCCUCGUAGCAGCGGCUAGAAGCCACUACACAGUGACAAUCCUCGGUAUAGCAGCAAAAGUCCUCCACGCCCUCGCACGCGAGCAAAAACAUCGCGGCAAACUCGCCCAACAAGGCGCCGUAAAGCUCCUCCUCCAAACCAUCGACCGUCUCCAAACACCCACAGGCCCUGCCUCAUCUUCCGACUCUGCAACUGCAGCCAUCCACCUGGCUGCUCACGCACUCGCCCGCAUCCUCAUCUCCGUAGACCCCCACCACGUCUUUAGCAGAGCCAUGCCCGCCAUCUCCGCCUUACGCCCCCUAACCCUGCUCCUCACCCCCGACACCACAUCCGAAACCCGCGAUCUGCUGCCUGUCUUUGAGUCUCUACUCGCCCUCACCAAUCUCGCCUCCCUCGAAGACGAUACCGUCAAAGACGCCCUCCUCCGCAACGCCUGGGACCCGACCCAAGACCUCCUCCUCUCCUCCAACAAACUCGUGCAACGCGCUGCCGUAGAGCUCGUCUGCAAUCUCAUGGCUUCNCCCGCCGGUGUCGCCAAAUACGCCGAUGGCAGUGCGGCUGCCAAACAACGCUUACACAUCCUUUUGGCACUCGCGGAUGCAGAAGACGAUGCCACCAGACGCGCUGCAGGCGGUGCGUUGGCAAUGCUGACCGAAUGGGAUGCAGCUGCAAAGGCAGUGCUUGAACAUGAGCGUGGCGUGGCUAUUUUGCUGGAUAUGUGUGCUGACGAUGCUGAUGAUGUCAAACAUAGGGGUUUGGUGUGUGUACUGAAUAUCGUGUCUGCUCCCGGCGAUAUCGGUGCAAAGGGACUGGAGAAGGUUUUGCAGAAUGAUGGGGUGGAAGAGAUCAAGGCUUCGCUGCGUGAGUGCAGGGAUCCGAAUGUGAUGGCUGUUGGUGUCGAGGUUCUCAAGGCUAUUCUGGCCAAGGAUGGGGCCAACAAGGGUAAAGCGAUUACACAGAGUUAG
This is a messenger RNA of Aureobasidium vineae, 2529 nucleotides long. The record is from the annotation of a GenBank genome assembly. NCBI's taxonomy places the organism in Eukaryota, Fungi, Ascomycota, Dothideomycetes, Dothideales, Saccotheciaceae.